AUGGUUUGGGAGCCCCAGUCAAGGCUCCGGCCAAGCAGCAACCCAGCGGUGCCACGUCACAAACCAACAUCUGCAGGUAUGCUGUGCCCUUCUGUGGCAGGGGUGGGGCAGUCUGAGGAUGGCACGGCCGGUGUGCUCACACUGGGCCCCACACGGCAGAGGGGGCCCAAGGAAUGCGGAAGAACAAGAGGGAGGGGUGCCAAGUUGUAGGGUUGUACAGGCAGGGCCGUAGUUAGGGGGUGGUGAGGUGGGCCCCUGCAGGUGAGCGCAAAAUCGGCUAGAAAUAUGUCCAUAAUUUGUCUAUAAAUAAAAAUACAGUGGUGCCCCGCAAGACGAAUGCCUCGCUAGACGGAAAACCCGCUAGACGAAAGGGUUUUCCAUUUUGAGUUGCCUGCAGGACGAAUUUCCUAUGGGCUUGCUUCGCAAGACGAAAAUGUCUUGCGAGUCUUGAGAUUUUUUUCACUCCCUCUUUAUCUAAGCCGCUAAGCCUUUAAUAGCCUUUUAGCAGCUAAUCCAGCUAAGCCGAUAAGCCUUUAAUAGCCGCUAAACCGCUAAUAGCGCUAAUCCGUUAAGCCGCUAAUAGGGUUGCUUCGCAAGACGAAAAAACCGCUAGACGAAGACACUCGCGGAACAGAUUAAUUUCGUCUUGCGAGGCACCACUGUAUUGAUUAUUGCCUCAUAAGAAAAGGUUUUUAAUAGAGGGUGAAUUGAAUGGGUGGAGGGUUGGAGGAGAGGCAGAAAGAAGAGCUCAUUUGUCCGUGGCUAGGGGGCGUGAUAGGGACGCGGGUGGCGCUGUGGGUUAAACCACAGAGCCUAGGACUUGCCGAUCAGAAGGUCGGCGGUUCGAAUCCCCACGACAGGGUGAACUCCCUUUGUUCGGUCCCAGCUCCUGCCAACCUAGCAGUCUGAAAGCACGUCAAAGUGCAAGUAGAUAAAUACGUACGGGCAUGGCGGGAAGGUAAACGGCGUUUCUGUGCGCUGCUCUGGUUUGCCAGAAGCGGCUUAGUCAUGCUGGCCACAUGACCUGGAAGCUGUACGCCGGCUCCCUCAGCCAAUAAAGCGAGAUGAGCGCCGCAACCCCAGAGUCGGCCACGACUGGACCUAAUGGUCAGGGGUCCCUUUACCUUUACCUUUAGGGGGUGCGAUUUGGACGGUUCUCCAGGGGUGCAAGAUCACCCAGCUACGGCUCUGCGUACAGGAGGCCCUUGACAUAUGAGAGCCUAAAGUUGGCCCUUGAUUGGGCACAGUUCCAGGUUGAAACCUGUGGAGGCCCCUAGGCAGUCAAAAUAGCCCUGGGCUCCUCGCAAACCAUAUCCUGAUACAUUUUUGAUUUUACCAACCAACAAUAAUUAAUAGCUAAAACAAACAGUAUUUAUUCUGAUCUGUUGUUGCCUGGCCCAUAGGCUGGUGCCUGCUCUGUCCAUUGGGUAAUCUGGCUCUGGUGGAGAUCAAUCCCAGAAUUUCCCCCCCCCCCAGUCAUUCCUUCCUUCAGUCAGAAGCAGACAUGGUGUGUGGAACUGGACCAGGGGAAGAAGUGGCUCUCCUUGCCUUCUUAGCCCAUCUUAUUCUCUAAUUUCUGUAUCCCAUGCAAAUGUCCUUCCUGAGGUUCUAGCCAACCUCAGCUGGUGGUCUCAGUUACCAUAACGAACCUUAGAAUAAAAGAGAUACCUGUUAUUACCUAUAUAUUUAUCUGGAACUCCUCCAACCAAUCAGACUAACUGAGCUUGUUUCUUCCUUAGGCGAGAGGCUGGCCAGAACAAAGGGGGAAAGGCUCCCAGCUCAGGUAAGUGGAAAUGCCAACUGAGUGCCCCAUAUUCUAGGAAUGCUUCCUUCCCUUGUCCCCCACCCUCAUGGCCCAGACUGGGGCUAGCAUGGCAGGGAGCCAGGCACCUGCUCAUGUUUCUUUUUUCUUUGCAGUGUGGGAGCCUUUCCCCAACACAUAUUUUGUUCUGGCCAAAUCCCUGGAGAGACGUGGCGAACAUCAGGUAUGAGGGCAGAGGGAAUGAAGGGAUCCUUGUGAGACAUCUUUUGGGAGUCCUAGAAACACUCUCCCCACCUGUGGCUUCCAUUCUCAUGUGAUGUCCUUCUUCCUCCACAGGGCCACGCCUCCAGGGAUGAGGCUCCAGCGCCGGCUCCCGGAAUGA
Molecule: messenger RNA, 2144 nt
Organism: Podarcis lilfordi (Lilford's wall lizard)
Lineage: Eukaryota; Metazoa; Chordata; Lepidosauria; Squamata; Lacertidae
Source: the annotation of a GenBank genome assembly